GGCUCAGCAGACGUUUAGUGAGAGACUUUUAGUCAGAUCGUACUAGCAGCAGCGAGGUGUCGCUCUCGUGAAAAUUCCCCGGGACAUUCCCAAGAGUCCUUGGAGACAUCACGCCUCCGUGCCCUGACGAUCACCUGGUUUCGCCGAGAAGGGUCCUCCAGGGCUAUGAUCCAAGCCCUCGAAAUACAUCGUUCACCUCAAUGGUCUACGGGAUUCCAAGACAGACCAGCCGGGAUAUUCCCAACGAUCUUCAAAACGAUUCGAACGGCGGUACCUCCAGCGGAGAGUCACAGGGAGUUUCGUAUCACAAGAAAAGUCAGCAGGUGUCUACUUCGGUUCGACAAGCCGCCGGUGUUGACCUCGACGGGAAAACUUCGGCAAAGUCCUGGACGGAAAGACUUCAAACGGCCUUGGGAUUGCGAGACAAGGAAAUACCCCCGGAAACCCAAAGACGGAUUCGAGCUAAUAAUCCUGACUUCAAUGCCCAAUUCAACUAUGCGAACAACUAUAUCAAAACUUCGAAGUAUACAGUGUUGACGUUUGUCCCGAGAAAUCUUUUCGAACAGUUCCAGAGACUUGCCAACUUCUACUUUUUGUGCCUCCUCGUCCUGCAGCUCAUCCCGCAGAUAUCCUCAUUAACUCCAGUAACCACCGCCGUGCCGCUUAUCGUCGUAUUGACAUUGACGGCGGCCAAAGAUGCAGUGGACGAUAUUCAGCGGCAUCGGAGUGAUAAUUCGGUUAACAACCGACUUUCAAAGGUUCUCCGAGGAAGCACGGUGGUGGAAGAGCGGUGGCAUAAGGUACAAGUGGGCGACCUGAUCUUCAUGGAAAACGACCAAUUCGUUGCCGCCGACCUAUUGCUACUUUCAUCCUCAGAACCAAAUGGCUUGUGCUAUAUAGAAACCGCUGAGUUAGAUGGAGAGACGAACCUUAAAUGCCGGCAAGCGAUUCCCGACACCGCCGAGAUGGGCAACGACACGCAGCUCCUAUCGAAAUUCAAUGGCGAGAUCGUGUGCGAAUUGCCCAACAAUAACCUGAACAAGUUCGAAGGAACCCUCAAUUGGAAAAAUCAAACUCAUCCUAUCGACAACGACAAGAUCCUCUUGCGAGGAUGUGUGCUCAGGAACACUCAUUGGUGCUACGGGAUGGUGAUUUUUGCCGGACGCGAUACUAAGCUAAUGCAGAACAGCGGCAAAACAAUCUUCAAGCGAACUUCGCUCGACAGACUCCUGAAUGUCCUUAUAUUGGGAAUUGUGUUUUUCCUCUUUAGUAUCUGUACCUUCUGUUCCGUCGCAUGCUCCGUAUGGGAAACAGUAACAGGACAAUACUUCCGUGAUUUCUUGCCGUGGGACGCCUCGAUCAUUACGACCGAUAAUCCGGCAGGGGGAGCAGCUCUUAUAUCGCUGCUCGUUUUUUUCUCCUAUACUAUUGUGCUCAAUACUGUUGUACCCAUAUCGCUAUAUGUCAGUGUUGAAGUCAUCCGCUUCUGGCAUUCCUUAUGGAUCAACUGGGACGAGAAAAUGUACUACGCGCCGAAAGACCAGGCUGCCAGAGCUCGAACGACAACGUUGAACGAAGAGCUAGGCCAAAUCGAGUAUAUUUUCAGUGAUAAGACCGGGACAUUAACGCAAAACAUAAUGACAUUCAACAAAGCCUCCAUCGAUGGCAAACUCUAUGGAGAAGUUUUGGACAGCAAGACCGGUGAACCGAUUGAAGUUACGGAGGAUAUGGUUCCCGUGGAUUUCAGUGCAAAUGUUGACUACGAGCCAAAGUUCAGAUUUUACGACAAAACUCUGUUACAAGACGUUAAGAGUGGGGAGCCACACGUUGAGAACUAUUUCCGUCUUCUGGCACUGUGCCAUACUGUGAUGUCUGAGAUCAAAGACGGCGUUCUCGAAUAUCAGGCGCAAUCGCCUGACGAAGAAGCAUUGACCUCAGCAGCCAGAAACUUCGGUUUCGUUUUCAAAAACCGAACGCCAAAAAGCAUAACGAUCAGCGUUUGGGGCAAAGAAGAAGUCUAUGAAUUGUUAGCUAUUCUCGAUUUUAACAACGUUAGAAAACGAAUGUCGGUUAUUGUGAGGAGUCCCGACGGGCGACUGAAGCUCUACUGCAAAGGAGCGGAUUCCGUUGUUUUCGAGCGACUUUCGGAAGCGUGCAAGGAUCUUCAAGAGCAGACCAUGGAACAUCUAAACAAAUUCGCGGGAGAAGGAUUGCGGACCCUCUGUCUGGCCUACAAAGAUAUCGACGAAUCAUAUUUCGAACAGUGGUCGGACAAGCACCACAAGGCCUCGAUCACUUUGGACAACAGAGAAGAAGCUGUCGACGCUGUGAAUGAAGAAAUUGAACGCGAUCUCAUACUCAUAGGCGCAACAGCGAUCGAAGACAAACUCCAGGACGGGGUGCCGCAAGCAAUCGCGAAUUUAGCGGCUGCCGGGAUCAAAUUAUGGGUUCUGACGGGAGACAAACAAGAGACAGCAAUAAAUAUCGGAUACUCAUGCCAGUUGUUGACGGACGAGAUGGUCGAUAUAUUUAUCGUGGACGGCUCCGAAAAAGAUGAGGUGUGGAAGCAACUACGCACUUUCCGGGAAAACAUAGCAUCGGUCGUUUCACAAAGCGCUGCGGGGGGAGACUUAUCGAUCGUUAGGUUCCACGAUGACGAUGGAACUGGCGGGGGGGAAUGGGAUUUCUCUGAUUCCUUCGGAGGAUUUGCACUCAUAGUGAACGGCCAUUCAUUGGUUCACGCGCUGGAUCAAGAUCUCGAACUCCUGUUCCUCGAAGUCGCAUCGAGGUGCAAGGCCGUCGUGUGCUGUCGGGUCACACCGUUACAAAAAGCCCUAGUCGUGGAUCUUGUGAAAAAACACAAGAAAGCGGUCACAUUGGCCAUUGGGGACGGCGCGAACGAUGUUUCCAUGAUAAAGAUGGCCCAUAUAGGUGUGGGAAUUUCAGGGCAAGAGGGUAUGCAGGCUGUGUUAGCCUCGGAUUUCUCAAUCGCGCAGUUUCGUUUCCUCGAAAGAUUACUCCUCGUCCACGGACGUUGGUCUUACCUACGAAUGUGCAGAUUUCUUCGAUAUUUUUUCUACAAAAAUUUUGCAUUCACUCUCUGCCAUUUCUGGUUUGCCUUCUUCUGUGGGUUUUCCGCGCAGACCCUGUACGAUCCCGUUUUCAUAUCGUUUUAUAACGUGUUUUAUACAUCACUACCUGUAUUGGCUCUUGGAGUAUUCGACCAAGACGUCAAUGACUACCACUCAAUACGAUAUCCGAAACUUUAUACACCCGGGCACUUGAACCUGUUGUUCAAUAAGGUGGAAUUUCUGAAGAGCGUGGCUCACGGAGUCGUCACAUCAUUUGUACUAUUCUUCAUACCAUACGGAGCUUUUAACAACAGCAUCGCCGAGAACGGCGAGAACCUCGAUGGCCACCAAUUAUUUGGAACCGUCGUCUCGACGAUCUUGGUGAUCAUUGUCAACUGCCAGAUCGCCAUCGACACAACGUAUUGGACGUUGUUCAACCACAUCUGCAUUUGGGGAUCUGUAGCGUUCUAUUUUGCUAUGACCCUACUGAUAAACUCCGACUUUAUAGGUAACGCGUAUAUGGCAUCUCUUCGCGUAACACUGCGCACGCCACAGUUCUGGUUUGUGGCUGCGCUCACAGUCACCAUUCUGAUGCUGCCUGUUGUUGCAUUCCGGUUCUUCUACGUGGACGUCUUUCCCACGCUCAGUGAUCGAGUGCGUCUCAAACAGCGUCUCCAGAGAAUCAAAUCACGACCCUCGGAGCCUCACAUGACGACCGCACGGAGCCUCCGUCGAUCACGACGUUCUAUAAGGUCGGGGUACGCAUUCGCACAUCAAGAGGGCUUCGGACGCCUUAUAAUGAGUGGCAAAAUUAUGAAGAAAAGUGCGACAUCGGCUCAUAUGCACCAUCACAUUUCUACACAUCUGCCGAAUCAGACAGCUGAAUAGAAAAAGUGAAAGUCUGAAAAUUGGUCCUGCCAAUUUUUGUAUUGUGUCAGAUGUCGUCGUCAAAUGUGAGGGUUCCUUGGAGCUCCCGACGAAAGGAAAAUAACACUUGUGGUACUCGAGAAGCACAA
Galendromus occidentalis (western predatory mite) is the source of this 4087-nucleotide messenger RNA. It is a transcript of the gene ATP8B, whose product is annotated as ATPase phospholipid transporting 8B. NCBI's taxonomy places the organism in Eukaryota, Metazoa, Arthropoda, Arachnida, Mesostigmata, Phytoseiidae. The coding region runs from base 201 to 3959 and encodes 1252 amino acids. The transcript is spliced from 32 exons. Gene Ontology annotation, cellular component: trans-Golgi network; plasma membrane. Gene Ontology annotation, molecular function: ATP binding; ATPase-coupled intramembrane lipid carrier activity; magnesium ion binding. The record is from RefSeq and is a predicted model, not a curated record. Gene Ontology annotation, biological process: phospholipid translocation; Golgi organization.